This is a messenger RNA of Jatropha curcas, 993 nucleotides long. RefSeq names its product HY5-homolog (gene HYH). The record is from RefSeq and is a predicted model, not a curated record. Gene Ontology annotation, cellular component: nucleus. Lineage: Eukaryota; Viridiplantae; Streptophyta; Magnoliopsida; Malpighiales; Euphorbiaceae. Gene Ontology annotation, molecular function: DNA-binding transcription factor activity, RNA polymerase II-specific. Gene Ontology annotation, biological process: response to far red light; response to red light; regulation of photomorphogenesis.
UAGAAGAAAGAGGUCGAUGUUGUUGGGAAAUAAGUGACGGCUCUCCAUGCAUCGACGUGUUCCUUCAUCAGCCAAAACUUAUUUGGCCUCCCAAAAUCUCAACGUCGGCAAGACGAGAACACUGAACACUUCAGGGGUAGUCGAUUGUCGAUGUCACAGGAAAGCGGCUACAGAUGUCUCUUCCAAGACCAAUGGACGCCAAAUCCAACGACAAUAAUUUGAAUUCGAUUUAUGAGCCCCCACGGCAGCUUGAGGUAGAGGCUGCAGCUAGCUCUUGCUCCUUGGGGGGGAAUACUAACGACGCUGUUGUUUCCUAUGCGCAUAGGAAGAGUAAAGUCGAAGAGAGCGACGAAGAUCUUUUCACGGUCCCAGAUGUGGAAGCUCGACCACCUGCUAUUCCUAAUGCUUCCACUACCAACUCUACUGCUUGCAACAAGAAUCCGGAGGUUCAACCCGAGAGACGGCGGAGGGGACGAAAUCCUGUUGACAAGGAGUACAGAAGGCUCAAGAGGUUGCUACGGAAUAGGGUCUCUGCUCAACAAGCCCGGGAAAGGAAGAAGGUUUAUGUGAAUGAGCUCGAAUCAAGAGCCAAAGAAUUGCAGGACAAGAACUCAAAAUUAGAGGAGAAAAUUUCGACUUUGAUUAAUGAAAACGCCAUGCUUCGAAAGGUCCUUAUGAAUACUAGGCCUAAAGGUGAUGAAAGUAUAGAGCCAAAGCGGGACCAAUUGGGCAAAAGCUAAGUGUCAUGGACAUGGCCGCCGCUCUCCUUACCAGGUUAACAAGGAACUAGGAUAAUUGCGUGUGGCUUAGUGCCUGUAAUAAUUAAUAACAUUUCUUUCGCCCAAGUUUCUGUUAGAGCUCUGCAAGACUUCAUUUAUGGGCUAUUUUUAGACAUGCGAAUUUAGCAAAACAUGUAUUUUUCUUUUUCUACAUAUUUAUUACAAUAUAAUAAUAAUAAUAAUAAUAAUAAUAAUAAUCUAAUGUAUUGCUGCA